Molecule: messenger RNA, 2724 nt
Organism: Ochotona curzoniae (black-lipped pika)
Lineage: Eukaryota; Metazoa; Chordata; Mammalia; Lagomorpha; Ochotonidae
Product: septin-8
Exons: 10
Coding region: 108-1547 (479 amino acids)
Biological process (GO): cytoskeleton-dependent cytokinesis
Cellular component (GO): microtubule cytoskeleton; septin complex; cell division site
Molecular function (GO): GTPase activity; GTP binding; molecular adaptor activity
Source: RefSeq, a predicted model, not a curated record
GAUCCAUUCAGCCGCAGCCGCCCGGGCGGAGCGCGUCCCGCAGCCGGCUCGUCCCCGUCGCGGCUCCGGCGCUCGUUCCAGCCCGGACGCCCCGGCACUCGUUCGCCAUGGCGGCCACGGACCUGGAACGCUGCUCGAAUGUGGACCCAGAGCCCCGGAGCCUCUCGCUGGGUGGCCAUGUGGGCUUCGACAGCCUCCCGGACCAGCUGGUCAGCAAGUCGGUCACUCAGGGCUUCAGCUUCAACAUCCUCUGUGUGGGGGAGACCGGCAUUGGCAAGUCCACCCUGAUGAACACGCUCUUCAACACGAACUUUGAGACCGAGGAGGCCAGCCAUCACGAGGCCUGCGUGCGCCUGAGGCCCCAGACCUACGACCUGCAGGAGAGCAACGUGCACCUCAAGCUGACCAUUGUGGAUGCUGUGGGCUUCGGAGACCAGAUCAACAAGGAUGAGAGGCCCAUCGUCGACUACAUUGAUGCGCAGUUUGAAAGCUAUCUGCAGGAGGAGCUCAAGAUCCGCCGCUCUCUCUUCGACUACCACGACACCAGGGUCCAUGUCUGCCUGUACUUCAUCACACCCACCGGGCACUCCCUCAAGUCCCUGGACCUGGUGACCAUGAAGAAGCUGGACAGCAAGGUGAACAUCAUCCCCAUCAUUGCCAAGGCUGACACCAUCUCCAAGAGCGAGCUCCACAAGUUCAAGAUCAAGAUCAUGGGUGAGCUGGUCAGCAACGGGGUCCAGAUCUACCAGUUUCCCACAGAUGACGAGGCUGUCGCAGAGAUCAAUGCAGUCAUGAAUGCGCACCUGCCCUUUGCUGUGGUGGGCAGCACCGAGGAAGUGAAAGUGGGCAACAAGUUGGUGCGUGCCCGGCAGUACCCCUGGGGCGUGGUGCAGGUGGAGAACGAGAACCACUGUGAUUUUGUGAAACUGCGGGAGAUGCUGAUCCGCGUGAACAUGGAAGACCUCCGUGAGCAGACCCACACCCGGCACUACGAGCUCUACCGGCGCUGCAAGCUCGAGGAGAUGGGCUUCCAGGACAGUGACGGCGACAGCCAGCCCUUCAGCCUACAGGAGACGUAUGAGGCCAAGAGGAAGGAGUUCCUGAGCGAGCUGCAGAGGAAGGAGGAGGAGAUGAGGCAGAUGUUCGUCAACAAAGUGAAGGAGACAGAGCUGGAGCUGAAGGAGAAGGAGAGGGAGCUCCACGAGAAGUUCGAGCACCUGAAGCGGAUCCACCAAGAGGAGAAGCGCAAGGUAGAGGAGAAACGCCGGGAGCUGGAGGAGGAGAGCAGCGCCUUCAGCCGCAGAAAGCUGGAGGUCCUGCAGUCACAGGCCUUGCAGGCCACCUCCCAGCAGCCCCUGCGCAAGGACAAGGAUAAGAAGAACAGAUCAGAUGUAGGAGCGCAGCAGUCGGGCAUGAGCUUGUCCAGCUCUAAGGUGAUGAUGACCAAGGCCAGUGUGGAGCCCUUGAACUGCAGCAGCUGGUGGCCCGCCAUACAGUGCUGCAGCUGCUUGGUCAGGGAUGCGACGUGGAGGGAAGGAUUCCUCUGAAGCUGCAGCAUCUGCUCCUGGGGCCAGCUCACGACAAUCAGGCCGUGGAACUGGAGAACAGGAUUUUUUAACUUUAGAAUGGAAAAACCCCCUCCUUUUCCUACGUCAAUGACCAGAAGUGCAAACCAUUGAACUUCCCAUCAGAGAGCACCUGGUGUUACCAAACCCUGUUUAUUCUUAGUCAUGGCCCCACCAAGGUGGGCAGGGCAGGGGAGCAGUGGAGUCGGGGGGGCUUGGGGGGGCCAGUGAAAGAGGCUUAAUGCCCGCUGGGUGGCCAAGCAGAGCUUCGACUCUGGAGAGACAGAGUGUAUUGUAGGACAAGGUCCUUAUCAGUUUAAAAGGACCUAGUUGACAAUGUUUCCAUUCUGAACAAAAAGACACAUUAAUCAAGCUCAAAGUAGCAGAAAAGUUACUUGUAUCAGCUUGGAGAGAAGAAACUCUAACUUGGCAACAGUGGCCAUUUUUCAAAAGAAACAUCCCUUAAUGAUUGAAUCUCCAAGCCUCCCAACAGCCCAAACCGCUCAACAUUGCCACAUCAAGUAAUUUUGCCUUACUAACAGAAUCCUGUCCUGACAGAUGAUGCCCACAUCCCAACUCCGACAAACACAAACUAAUGAAUGCUAUUUUUUUAAGUGCCAGAUCAAUAUGGUCUAAAGCCUCAGUAAGGAUUGUGUGUAGGUGAAUCGAGACAGCUAAGUGAAUGUGUGUAUAAAGUGAGCAAGAUAGAUAUUUAUGUACAAUAUUCUUAGAAUGCAAAGUCCAAUAUUUUUGCAGCAAGUAUUCAAAAGAGUAAAUUAACCACAGUCAUGCCGUUGUAAACACUUUUUUGUAAAGUUAACCCAGUAUCCUUUCCAAGUGCGAGUCUGAUGGACUGGUGUUGAACUUGAGAUACGUCUCCCCCUUCUGUAUGUCAUGAGCCUUGUGGGUCACCCCCUGUGUGGCGCAUGUACAACAACGUGUGCGUGGACGUGCUUGGCCGUCCAGUGUGUGAACAGCUGUUCCAAAGGCAGAUUCUGCAAACCCCUCAUGCUUACUAUAGUCAAAAAGUCCAGUGGCGUCGCAAGAUACAGGUCCCAAUGCAGUUUGUCCAGAAUGGUCAGCUCCAUCCUCAGCAGCUCAUUUGGGCUGUAGGCAGGGCCGUAGUGCUCUAUGAAGUCUUUCACCUGUGGAACUAACU